Messenger RNA from Staurois parvus, 303 nucleotides. The record is from the annotation of a GenBank genome assembly. NCBI's taxonomy places the organism in Eukaryota, Metazoa, Chordata, Amphibia, Anura, Ranidae.
AUGUCAGUACCAAAAGCGGUAACCCCAAGCUACACUCAGGCUUACCAUGAGGUGCUGCAUAUUGAGUCCCUGCAGAGCUUACCUUGUCCUUCGCUCCCACGAUGUGUCCCCUGCAGCGUCCCCGGCCAUCUCCUCCAGCUGAUGCCGACAUCCGGCUCCUGUGUUCCGGUCCCUGUGACGUCGGGACGUACGGGCUCCGGCGGCGGCGGGAAAUUUGAAAAUUUAAAAAAAAUUUCAUUUUUUUUCAAAACGAUUUUACAUAUGCGUUGUCCUGUGCCCUGCCUGCAUUUUGAAUGUUCCUUC